GCUAUCAUGCCCGGGACUGCUGGAGUAUGGUUCCGCAAAUGCCUGAGACUUCAUGACAACGAGGCUUUGGUAAAGGCAGCCACGUUCGAGAAGGUGGUUCCUUUCUUCAUCCUGGACCCACACUUUGCGGGCCACGUCGGUGUGAACAGGUUCAACUUUUUGCUGCAGAAUUUGCAGGACCUCGAUUCACAACUCCGUGAGCGCAGUAGUCGUCUUUUAGUCUUUCGAGGAAAACCUGAAGAGAUUCUGCCAAAGCUCUUCAAUGGAAAGGCCGAGGUUCAGUUGUCGCACGUAUUUUUCGAAAAAGAUACGGAGCCCUACGCGCAGCAACGAGACGCGGAAGUGCUGAGAAUGGCAGAGGAGCAUGGUGUGCAUGUCGACAGCUUCUCUGGUCACACUCUAUUGGACAUUGACGCAACUGUUGCCAAGCCUGGUUUCAAGCCACCGAUUUCCAUGAAAGCCAUGCAGAAUAUCAUGAAUGGAGCCGGUCCAAUACGCGUAGCGUUGGACAUCCCCAAGCUGCCUCCUCUGAAGUUGGAAGGAUUCGAGGUGCCAAAGAUCACAGAGAUCACUAGUGAAGAGCCGACCAGCACAGGAUUUCCAGGUGGUGAGCAAGAAGCACUGAAGCGAUUGCAUCGUGUUUGUGCAGAUGUUGACUAUGUUUGCAAGUUUGAGAAGCCGAAAACUGCAUCAACUGGACGUCCUGGGUGUCCAUGGGAACCAUCUACUACAGGCCUUUCGCCCUACCUGAAAUUCGGCUGCCUUUCCGUGAAAACCGCUUGGCAUGCCAUUGACCAGUGCAUCCGUGGCAAGAACCAUUCGCAGCCACCGCAGUCCCUGCAUGGGCAGAUUCUUUUUCGCGAAAUGUUCUAUCUCUUAGGAGCUGCAGUGCCAAACUUUGAUAAGAAUGAGGGGAAUCCAAUGUGCAAGCCGAUUUCUUGGGGAAGUGAUCCAAAACUUCUGGCUGCAUGGCAGGACGGUAGAACCGGCUACCCGUUUAUUGAUGCUUUGAUGCGACAGUUGAAGCAGACAGGCUUCAUGCACCACUUGGGGCGCCAUGCAGUGGCAUGUUUCCUAACGCGUGGUGAUUUGUGGCAAAAUUGGACCUGUGGUCGUGACGUGUUUGAUAAGUUGCUGCUGGAUUCUGACUGGGCUGUCAACAACGGCAACUGGCUGUGGCUUGCAGGUGUCGCGCCCUUCUCAGCGCCGUACUUCAGAAUCUACGACCCCUGUCCUGGCCCGAAGUCAAGCCUGAAUGCUGAGCAGACCGGGGAAUUUGUGAAGCAUUACGUGCCAGAACUCAAAGGGAUGCCAGCUCGAUAUCUGUACAAGCCGUGGACAGCACCACUGGCUGAACAAAAGAAGGCUCAGUGCAUCAUCGGCCAGGACUAUCCACAGCCCAUCGUAGAUCACAAAGACGCCCGGGAGGAGAAUUUGGCUCGCUUCAAAGCAUCUUUAGAUGGCAAGAUUCUUCCCGAGAAAUUUGGGGCGGCAACCAGUGAUCCUGGUCCUAUGCGCUCCAACUUCACAAAGGGCUCGAAGGGCAAAGGUAAACGAAUGGAGGAGCCCACAAAGACUGAGACUGAGGGUCGCAAGCAACGGCGCUGGGGCAAAGGCCCAAAGGAUGACACCAUUGCAGGUGGAUGAUUAAAGCGACUACGAGGCAAUUUCCCUGCAGAGGUGCAGCUGCCCGGCGGUUGCGAGCUGCAUUCAGUUUCGCUUGGUUGGGCCUUGGAAUCUCAGGCAGCCGAAUGACAAGACCGAUGCCACCGCCUGUGCCUCCAAGACAGGUAGGGCAACGAGCUUGGAAAGGCUCCCUUUGUGGUAGCUCAGUAGUGAGCCCUCAUGUUUUGCUGUGGAGAUGAUUGCAG
This is a messenger RNA of Cladocopium goreaui, 1871 nucleotides long. The record is from the annotation of a GenBank genome assembly. NCBI's taxonomy places the organism in Eukaryota, Dinophyceae, Suessiales, Symbiodiniaceae.